This is a messenger RNA of Microdochium trichocladiopsis, 1536 nucleotides long. RefSeq names its product cytochrome P450. Gene Ontology annotation, molecular function: iron ion binding; oxidoreductase activity, acting on paired donors, with incorporation or reduction of molecular oxygen; heme binding. Bases 1 to 1536 code for a protein of 511 amino acids. NCBI's taxonomy places the organism in Eukaryota, Fungi, Ascomycota, Sordariomycetes, Xylariales, Microdochiaceae. The record is from RefSeq and is a predicted model, not a curated record. The transcript is spliced from 4 exons.
AUGGCCGCCACCGUGACCAGCAGCUCCAUCUCCAUCCUGAUCCCCUCCGCUGUCCGGCUUCUCUUUCACCCUCUUCGCUCGGUUCCGGGUCCGUGGAUUAACAGCAUAUCCGAGGCACCCGCAGCUUUUGCAUUGAUAACCGGGAAUCAACAUCUCUACUACAGGUCGCUGCACGACAAAUAUGGCCCGGUGGUCCGCGUCUCCCCAAACGAGCUGAGUUUCAUCAGCCCAGAUGCGCGGGAGGAGAUUUACGGUCUGCGGAAAGGUGGCCUGAACAUGGAAAAGAGUCCCAUAUUCUUGGGCGCUGUUGGGAGCGUGGAUGGGCAGACUGGCGUCAGUCUCGCCGUGAAUAAGGAGCACGCUCGCCAGCGCAGGGCGUUGGGGUAUCUGUUCACCAACAGCGCGCUGUUGAGGCUGGAAAGUGUUCUUCAAGACCACACCCAAAAGCUCAUAGACAUACUGAAACGGAGGGAAUCCGAGAACCGAGCUGUCGAUGUCUCGGACUGGUACACCUACCUCGCCUUCGACCUGAUGGGCGACCUCUGCUUCGCCGAACCCUUCGGCUGCCUCGACCAGGGCUCGGCCACGGAGUGGUCGACGUCGGUGAUCAGCAUCUUCGUCGACGCCACGUACACGCAAGCCAUCCGGCGCAUCUCGGGCGUCGGGACGCUGCUCGAGCGGCUCCUUACCCGUGUGCUCAUCCCCUCGCAAGCCUCAGUCUGGCGGUCGCGGCACCUGGCCAACGCGCGCGAGAAGACGCUCGCACGGCUCGCCGACCCGGACCGCGACCACACCGACUUCAUCUACCAGAUCCUGCACAGCGAGUCGUCCAAGUCCCUCUCGCAGACCGAGAUCGUGCUCAACAUGGCGCUGUUCAUCAGCGCGGGCACCGACACCACGGCCACGGCGCUGACGGGGUGGACGUACUUUGUAUGCACUCACCCGGAGGCGUACCGACGGCUGGUGGCCGAGAUCCGGGGGGGUGACGGCACGGGCAACGGCACAGGUGGUCUGCCGCCGCGAUGGGAGACGGUCAAGUGCCUGCGGUACCUCGACGCGACGGUGCGCGAGGCCCUGCGUCUCUUCCCGCCUUCGCCCGCGAGCCAGCAGCGCGUCGUGCCCCACGGCGGCGCCACAAUCGACGGCUACUACGUGCCCGCGGGCACCACGGUGGCUGUCGCGCCGUGGGUGGCGACACACUCACGCCUCAACUUUUGCGAGCCGGACGCGUUUCGGCCCGAGCGGUGGCUGGGAGAGAGCUCGGGGGAGGGCCGGGACGACGACGCGUUCGCGGGGGACAGGCUGGGAGCCUCGCUGCCGUUUGGGACGGGCCCGAGGGUGUGUAUCGGGAGAAACCUGGCGUACAUGGAGAUGCGGCUGGUCGCGGCGCAUUUGCUGUGGAACUUUGACGUCGAGUUGGAAGGGGGAGACGCAAAUGUGGCGUGGGGACUGGGCGGGAGGAUGAGGCCGAUGAAGGUGUUUCAUUCCAUGACAAAGCCGCCGUUGUGGGUGAGGCUGACGGGGGUCAGGGGGUAA